Arctia plantaginis is the source of this 348-nucleotide messenger RNA. The record is from the annotation of a GenBank genome assembly. NCBI's taxonomy places the organism in Eukaryota, Metazoa, Arthropoda, Insecta, Lepidoptera, Erebidae.
AUGCGGGCGGAGUGGCUGGCGAACGGCGCGUGCGGGCGGUCGGGAGCGCUCGGUGCGAACGUGGUGUUGUUGGCAGCGGGCGGCUGCGCAGCGGGCGCGGGCACGGGCGCGGCGGGCGUGCAGUGCGCGGUGUGCGGGCGCCGGUACAGCAACGCGUCCAACCUGCGCCAGCACGUGCGGCUCAUCCACGAGGCGCAGCCGGUGGCGUGCGCUACGUGCGGCCGCAGCUUCAAGACGCCGCUGUACCUGCGGCGCCACACGCUCGCGCAGCACCCGCCCGCGCGCAUGCGCCUCAAGCCGCCGCCUCCACUUCCCGCGCUGCGGCCCGCUCAGCGCUUCCACCAGUAG